AACCGCUCGGAUGGUUCCGCGUUCUGAUGGUCGCACUCGGAUGCGCUCUUCCCAUUAUUAUCUGCUGUGCUAAAGGAUUCCAAAGAGGAUUAGUGCUCACCGGGAAUACUUGGAUUGUAGAAAAUUCGACUCUAGAUCAAACGGAACAGCUGUUGAGUCUCCUAUUGGGCAGCGUAAAUCUGAUGUAAUUACCUGACUGCAGGCACAUAACGGAUCUUGACGUGUCAAAUUCGCUAGCAUUAAAGGAAAACUGUUUUCAAUCACGUGCGUUUGUAGGUGUGUGCGUGUGUGUCUAUGUGUAUCGUCUACUUCGAGAAGGAGACCGUGUCAGCUUCCCACCAGGAAGUGAGGAAGACCGUGUAUGGGAAAUUUUCUUUGCACGGCGAGGAGAAACGCGAAACGUGACAACCCGUGGUCAACAGAGAGGAUGGUGCUACUGGUGAUGAAAAUUUAAUCAAAAGUGCUAUAAAUAUCCCGAAAAGCGAGUUCGUGAUUUGUGGUUACAAGCUCUCACGUACGCUGUUCAUGCAGUUAUAGGUCCCACUUUGCCGCAACCUGUGUUUUGAUUUAUUCGUUUGCCAAUCAAAAUAUAUUUAACGUUAGUGCGGUUGAUAUCGAAUGACGAAAACGGGAUAGGUAUUUCCUGUUAACGUGUAUAAUAAAGGUGGUUUGCUGGUUGAAUCUCUUGCACAUCCGGAGUCACGUAGAGGUCUUCAUCGUCCGCAUAUCCGUUCCAGUUGGAUGGGAAUGGUGGUGGUAGUGGCUUAGGUUCGACGCCAGUUGGUCCCACAGAGAGUGGUGCUGCAUGAAUGUAUACACAGUUUUUGGCAUCUGAAACGAUACAGGAUUCUCCAUACUGCAGAUAAAAGUUGGGCAUUGGCACGACUACGACGCCGACGACGACGGUCAACAAAAGCCGAGUCAAGUUCAGCUGCGAGCGGGAGUGAGUGAGUGAGUGAGUUAGUGAGUAUAUAGAGCCGGUCGUCGGUUCGGUGGUGCACGAAAAAGAGCCAAGCCCCGACAAAAACCUUCCAAAGUUUCGGUGUUAUGGUUAAAGCAGAGUGUGGUGAAAAAUCAAUAGAGUGAAACAACAGAAGCCAAAGUUGUCACACAAGUCUCGGAUUGCUCUUUGCGGCGGGAGCUGAGCUGCUGUUUCAUCACAUCAACACAAUUCAGAUGCGGCAGCAUUAGUCGAUUCAGUCGGAAAAGUCGAUUGAAACUGAAGCAAGAAAUUGACGCUAGGGAGGCGCACCGUUCUGCGACAAGCAGUUCAAGGCAAGGGUGUCGAAGAGUAGUAUGUACGAAGUGAACAAAACAGCCGAGUGGAAAACGCAAAUCGUUCCUACAAAUCAUCAGACGGAAGCCGUCCAGCAACGCUCGUCCACCGGAAGCAACUUUCCGCAGGAAUGACUUCCCCGUGAUAGCUGCACGACCACAAGGAAUAAUCUCAGCUCGGUGUAAAGUUCCUGAAUUUUACUCCCUUUGACUUGUUUGUAGGCUACAAGAAAUCAGUGGAAGGAUCUUGCAGCGGACUUCGCACCGUGAUUAAAAUUGCAUGUGUUUAUGUGCCGAAGCGAAAUCCCAGUGAAGCUUUCCCAUUCCUUUUCCCGGACUUGUAUAUAGGCCAAGGUGCAAAGUUAGAUAGGUUGUGUGUUGUAUGGAAAGUGAAAGAGAGCUAGCUCGUCGGCAAUUGAGCAAGAGUGAAUAGGGCAUAUCCCAUUAGGCUGUAAAAUUAUACACGACUGCGGUAGUUUCGAAGAAAUUCCGUGAUAGGAUCCUGCAUCAUCGGAAUAUAGGCAACGUGCAAGUGCAUUCACCGGCAAAAUGAUCAACAAAAGCUAUUUGGUGGUGCCGCUGCUAGGUUUACUCGUCGGAUAUGUUGCUGGCCUCGAGGAGGACUGCGUGGACUUUCAGGGAAACUCGGUGGCGCACGGUCUGCUGUACGUACCCGGACCGGGCGUGUGCAGUCUGUGCGUGUGUUACCACUCAGAGCCGCUCUGGUGCAAAGCAAUCUACUGUGAUCCCCCCUAUUUUUGUAAAAAGUUCCGAGUAGGAGAACGAUGCUGUGAAUUCGAAUGUCUGGACCCGCCCGGUGAGGACGAAAUGUAUCAGGCUCGUUUGCGAAAGCGCGCCGAAAUCCUAGCUGGCAACAGUGCCAACCAUCCACUGAAGACGUCCAGUACGGUGAACUACCUGCUAGGGGUGACCGCCCUACUAGUGAUAGUGACCACUAGCCUACGACACAGGCUGCUUCUUUCGUCUUAGCUUUACCGCGAACCGUGCCGUAUUGACGUGAGGAGGAGCGCACGAAUCCCGCUAUUUCCCUACUUCCAUUGUUUCUUAUUUCCGUCGCGUCGAGACGUUUCAUGAAAAAAGCAAGGAAAAUUCACCACCCAAAGCAUACCACUUAGAGAGAAAAUCGAAGAAGCACUACUUUUGUUUGUACGGAAUCUUUGCAAUCGAAUGAGUGUAUGAAAUAGAACAACGGGUCAUGGGAAGCCGAUGGGUAGGUAAACAGAAUAGGUGAAUUGGUUAAGCAAAGGAAAACGAACAUAACCACAAACGAAGCGAAACUUUGAUGGUAAUUAAUAGCGAUAAGUGACGGUGGGUGGAAUUAUGCAGUGUUACGAAACGAACGAUGAUUGUGAAGUUAAUUACGAUUUAAAAAAUCUAAACACACAGUCGAGAAACUAUAAGAAGCUUUAUUUUUUGUAUCAAAUCAAACACGAACGGAAAAAAAUAAAAGUACUGAAGAAAAAACAACAACAAAAGACGAUAGAAUAAUA
Messenger RNA from Ochlerotatus camptorhynchus, 2786 nucleotides. RefSeq lists its product as uncharacterized. Gene Ontology annotation, cellular component: membrane. The coding region runs from base 1825 to 2265 and encodes 146 amino acids. Lineage: Eukaryota; Metazoa; Arthropoda; Insecta; Diptera; Culicidae. The transcript has 6 exons. The record is from RefSeq and is a predicted model, not a curated record.